Messenger RNA from Camellia sinensis, 1792 nucleotides. The record is from RefSeq and is a predicted model, not a curated record. NCBI's taxonomy places the organism in Eukaryota, Viridiplantae, Streptophyta, Magnoliopsida, Ericales, Theaceae.
CUGAAUUUGAUACUUCACACUCCAACGCUUCAGCUUCAUCAAAUAUCAGUCAGGACAACCGGAUGGUCGAUCUGAUGGUCGACCGGACCGGUCAACCGGGUAGAGGAAAAUUUUUUUUUUCUAAAAAACCUUUCUGAACCAACAACUGAACUGUUUGAACCGACCAAGUGAACUGACGGAUGUGAACCGGGAGGGGGCGACCGGUUGGUUGACCGGCCGGUCGACCGGUCAUCUGUAAUUUUUUUUUUUUUUCUUUUUUGAUUUCCCUCCGUUUCUGUUCCUAAUUAUUUUGCUAUUUCUUUUUCCCUCCAUUGGUUUACCAAAAUCUCAUAUAAACACAUUAUUAUUUAUAUGCCAGACAAGGAUCAUAUCUUACACAACUACACAACAAUCAUAUCUUAAACAAAAACAGAGGGUAAUGGAUACUUUGAAAUCCAUAAUAUUUACUUCAUUUUCAUCCUCUUCUUCUUCCUCCUCCUCUGAUGAGGAGUCUGAUGAUGAAUAUAUGAUUACACUUUUAGCAGCUUAUGAGCAGAAUACCAGUAGUAUGGUUCAGAUUCUUAAGUCAAGUGAUAGCUCAAAGAAAAUCGGGGGUUCUAUUGUAGGUCACAAGUAUAUACGCAGAGAUAGAAGGCAAGGUCAUGACAGAUUGUUUGCAGAUUAUUUUGCUGUAAAUCCAGUGUAUUCACCUACAAUAUUUCGGAGACGUUUUCGAAUGCGUCGUCCUUUGUAUUUGCGAAUUUUGAAUGCAAUCGAAGCACAGAAUCCAUAUUUUAUUCAAAAACAAGAUGCAGCUCGUGUACUUGGAUUAUCUGCCCUACAAAAAAUGACUUCAGCGAUGAGAAUAUUAUCAUACGGUGUUGCAGCAGAUGCAGUUGAUGAUUACAUACGUAUUGGGGAAAGCACUGUCAUUCAAAGUUUGCAACAAUUUUGUUACUCAGUCAUUGAAAUCUUUGGAGUAGAAUAUCUGAGAUCUCCGACACCAACUGACAUUGCUAGGUUACUUGCUAUUGGCGAGGUUCGGGGGUUUCCGGGUAUGUUGGGAAGUUUAGAUUGCAUGCAUUGGGAGUGGAAAAAUUGUCCAAAAGCAUGGCAAGGUCAAUACGUAGGCCAUCAAAAAAAGCCAACCAUCAUUCUUGAAGCAGUAGCUUCUUAUGACUUAUGGAUUUGGCAUGCAUUUUUUGGAAUGCCUAGGUCACACAAUGACUUGAAUGUAUUAGACCGGUCACCUUUGUUUUCUGAUCUUGCCCAAGGUAAGGCUCCCCCUGUCCACUACACUGUUAAUGGACAUACUUACGAUAUAGGUUAUUACCUUGCCGAUGGUAUAUACCCGCAAUGGGCAACACUGGUUCAAACAAUUUCUUCUCCCCAAGGAGCAAAGAGACAACAUUUUGCAAUGAUGCAAGAGUCUGCCAGGAAAGAUGUCGAGCGGGCAUUCGGAGUCCUCCAAUCUCGAUUCGCAAUUAUAGGUGGUGCUGUACGUUUUUGGGAUCCAAAAAUGCUUACCAACAUAAUGAAGACUUGCAUUAUAUUACACAAUAUGAUUGUUGAAGAUGAGAGGGAGGAGCACCUUGACUUUGAUUAUGAAAUGUCAUCUACCAACACACCAGUGCAACUUUCCUCUACUCCUACCAAUGACUUUGAAUCAUUUUUGUCUCGUCAUUUAAGUAUUAGGGAUAAAAAUGCAUAUCAUGCCCUCCAUUACGGUCCUCUGUCUACUGUAGCAAAGCACCACGUCGGCUGCUGCAAAGUCUACUCACUUUAUGCCUCAAAACCUAUUCGAAGCACAUAA